AUGGAGUCGUCUACAGUGAACCUGUACAACCAGUUCCAGAGUCUCAGGGCUCAGGUGGACGGCCUGAAUGAGGGCAUUGAACCACAGUUCCUAAAGAUGGCAAUGAACUUUGAGGAUUGCCGUAAGAAGUGGCUGCGGGCGGGCGACGAGCUGGUUUCCUGUCAAGAAAUAUUGGCAAAAGCGGAGACUGAGAGGGGAGCGCUGGAGGUCAAACUAAAGCACGCUCGCAACCAGGUGGACGUGGAGAUCCGCCGGCGGCAGAAGGCUGAGACACUCUAUGAGAAGCUGGAACGUCAGCUGCAGUUGAUCAGGGAGCUGCUAAUAUCAGACAACGGUAACAGUGUCCUCCUGAGCGAGGAGCAGCGCUCUGCCCUGGCCUUUCUCAGCGCUCACUCCCAGGCAUCACAGGCUGCUAAAGGGAACCUCAACUCCAGCCGAAGGUUAACUAAGAUCGAUGAAUCGGCUUCUUUGCUAUCGGACAUUAGCUACGACCAAACGGAUGACUCUCUGGACUGGGACUCCUCUGUGAUGAAGACUGUGAGACUGCAGAAACGGCAGAAGCGACGUUCCUCCAGAAAACUCGCCGAAGUUCCUCCACAGGCUUUGAAGAAACGUCGCUCCACUGGACGCACGCCAGAAAGAAUGAAUGAGUCUAUUGUGGCCAAAACUACCAUCACUGUGCCUGGUGGCACUGUUGAGACUGUCUCCACCAUCGAAACUGUGCCGUACUGGACACGCAGCAGAAAGAAAAGUGCGUGGGCUGAUACAACCACUACUGACCAAUCUGAGACCGCCAGCGAGGCCCCCAGCACAACUGUGUCAGAUUUCCCAGCAUCACUCCAAACCCCGAAAUCUAAAGGAGGAAAGAAGCACCAGUUCAUCCCUAAAACAGUGAUCAGGUCUGAAUUCUGUGCGCCCUGUGGAAGAAGAACAAAGUUUGGAAAGAUUUACCUUCGCUGUCAGGAUUGCAGGGUUGUGACUCAUCCAGAAUGUCGUGACCGCUGUCCCCUGCCCUGUAACCCCACAUCUGUUAGCACUCCCAUCUAUAACACAGAGUCCACCCUGGCUGACUUUGCUCCAGCCACAUCCCCAAAGAUCCCAGCUUUGGUUAUCUACUGCAUUAAGGAGAUUGAACACAGAGGCCUACAUGAGGUUGGCCUGUAUAGACUCUCUGGCAACGAGCGCUUGGUGAAAGAGCUGAAAGAGAAGCUGAUUAGAGGAAAGACUCUGCCUCGGCUUAACAAAGUAGAAGACAUCAACAUUAUUACAGGUGUCCUCAAAGACUUCCUCAGAAACCUCCCUGAGCCACUGCUCACCUGCCACCUCAACAAAACCUUCAUGGAAGCAGCAGAAAUCCAGGAUGAUGACAACAGUCUGGCCAUGUUGUACCACACGAUAAGUGAGCUGCCUCAACCCAACCGAGACACUCUGGCCUGCAUGAUGAUUCACCUGCAAAAGGUGUCACAGUAUGUGGAUAACAAAAUGGAUGUGCGCAACCUGGCCAGGGUCUUUGGCCCAACCCUUGUGGGUCAUGCUGUUCCCAACCCAGACCCCAUGACCAUCCUGAAUGACACAAGUAGACAACCAAAGGUGAUAGAGCGUUUGCUCAGUAUUCCAGAAAGCUACUGGAGCCAGUUUGCCUUCCCAGAUAAUACAGCCAUGGACAGCAAUCACCAGUUUGAAACUCCAGACCACCAAGUGAGCAUAUUGGGACCAGUGACGACUCCAGAGCACCAGAUGAUGGUUAAAACACCCUCCUCUAGCUCGCUGUCCCAGCGCAUGAUGCAGACCCUCUCCAGCACCUCCUUAUUUGGGAGCAAGGGCAGAUCAACAGCUGCCUGUAACCGUCAGGGGAACUUCUUCUCUUCUCCACAGCUCAAGUAAUGUAAAGUGU
Messenger RNA from Limanda limanda (common dab), 1894 nucleotides. Its product is annotated as rac GTPase-activating protein 1-like. Gene Ontology annotation, biological process: signal transduction. NCBI's taxonomy places the organism in Eukaryota, Metazoa, Chordata, Actinopteri, Pleuronectiformes, Pleuronectidae. The record is from RefSeq and is a predicted model, not a curated record. The transcript is spliced from 16 exons. Bases 1 to 1884 code for a protein of 627 amino acids.